AUGGGGAAGGAUGGCCCAAAGCAGAGGGAUUACGUUGUGGCUGUGAUAGAUGCAGUCAAGUGCCCUAUUAACAUAACAUUGUUCCUAAUAUGCAUUUUACUCGUUUAUUUAAGUCUGAGGCCACUGCUAAGAAAAAAGAAAUCUCAGAAAUGUGAAGUCCCGAAAAUGGGGAAACGUGAUUUCACAUUAGAAGAACUUCAGAGCUUCGAUGGCAGUGGCGAACAUAAGAGAAUAUUAAUCGCAGUUAAUGGUAAGGUAUUCGAUGUCACGAAUAAGGGACAGGGAUUUUAUGGCAAGGGCGCACCGUAUGCUGCUUUUGCCGGUAGAGAUGCAUCAAGAGCACUUGCGUGCUUCAACCUUGUAACAAAAGAUGACUAUGACGAUCUUUCUGAUCUUACUGCUGAUCAAAUGCAAACCCUGAGGGAAUGGGAACUGCAGUUUUCCGAGCGUUAUGAUCAUGUUGGGCGACUUUUGAAGCCAGGAGAGCCUCAUCGAGUUUAUGAAGUCAAUGAUGGAGAAGAUGAUGUUGGAACCAACCAUGUUCAAAGUGCACUUAAGAAAAAAGUAACUUGAAAGUGUCUACUUCUGUUCUAAGUAUCUUAUGUAUCUAAACUUAGAAUAUGAUUUUCUUAUCUGGACUGAUCAUCCAUGAUGCCUACAUUACAACUCUCAGUUAUUAUUUUUGACUUGGUUUUCGAUCCGUGCAAUAAUAAAACCGUUAAAUGAAACACUCGUUCACACAAAUAUGUGCAUCAUGGAGUGAAUCUCUUAAAAUUCAAACAUAAAUCUACAUUUCCGG
Schistosoma intercalatum is the source of this 799-nucleotide messenger RNA. The record is from the annotation of a GenBank genome assembly. Lineage: Eukaryota; Metazoa; Platyhelminthes; Trematoda; Strigeidida; Schistosomatidae.